ACAAGCUGCUCAUUCAUGGAUCGACCUGUUCAUAUUAUCUAUGAACCUUGGACGGGCGUGUGAAGGUGCCCGAGAAACGAGAGUUGAUUUUUAAAAGUUAAGGGUAGCUGUUAGUUUAAAGCUUUCGUGACCUGUUUCAUUCAUUCGUGAGUGAACUGUUGAUUCUUGUAGAUUUUAAAAACAAUAUUAAUAUACAUGUAUACAUCUACAUCUAUAGCCACAUAUAUUUAUAUUCGUAUUUAUAAUUCAUCUAUACAAAUAAAUAUAAGUUUAUAAGUUUUUUUUUAAAUUUUAAUUAUCGAAUUCGAGUGUUUUUAGUGCUACAUAUUUAUAUUAAAUCCUAAUUGCUUAUAAUUUAUAUAAAUGACGAGAUUUAUUUAUUGAUAAUUGAUGAAUAUGAAAUAUAAUAAUUGAAAAGUUCUUAUUUAUUGAUUAAAUAGAUAUUAAAAAAUACGUCCUGAGAUUCUGCGCUCGAGGAUUCUUUGUUGAAUAUUUCAUAUAUUUUUGUUGAUAAAUUUUUUGUUUAAUAAUUGUUAAGUUAUUUUUAUUAAUUAAUUGUUUAAGUGGUUGUAGUAACAGGUAGUGUAAAAGAAAUCGAUUGAUAUAAUGAAAUGCUGAAUGAACAUAUUGAGGACUUUAAACAAAUUAUGAUUGAAUUUUAAUUUACUUGAUUUAAAAAAAAAAAAGUAAAAGUGUUCUUUCGAGGGAGAAGCAGCCCGGCGAGCGAAGAAGCUCCGGGAUUUGAGCAACAGGAAAAGGAAAGCUCGAUGCCAGAGGCUUCGGGGUCCGGGGUCGGGCUGGGAGUGAUGGGAGUGGCCGACGAGCAGGAUUACUCGACCUUCGAAAAUAGAACGGGUCUCGCUGAGGAUAUGAAGUUCCUGGCGAGCAUGCCCGAGCUUUGUGACGUGACCUUUCUCGUCGGUGACACCAGGGAGCCGGUUUGCGCGGUGAAGGCCGUUCUCGCUGCUCGCAGCAGAGUUUUCCAUAAAAUGCUCUAUCAGGCGCCGAGCCCACAACGCAAAAAAGAACCGCAAAAAGAUAAAUUGAGAUUUUUUCUCAAAAGAAGCUCCGAGCCACUCUUAAAUUUACAGAAUGCUGCUCAACAGCGUUCAGGUUACACCCAGCAGUUGGCACCCAUACAAGAGCCGCAAUCAAAUCAGCAUCACACCCUCAUUAUCGAAGAAUUUGAACCAGAUGUUUUUCGGCAACUUAUUGAGUACAUUCAUACUGGAUCUGUAACACUGCAACCUAGAACUUUAUUAGGAGUAAUGAAUGCAGCUGAUUAUUAUGGAUUAGAUGAAUUAAGAAAAGCCUGUGCUGGAUUCGUACAAUGCUGCAUUACCGUUGAUACUGUUUGUGCACUUUUAGCGUCUGCUGAACGUUAUAUCCAGUACAAAUGCACAAAAACACUUGUGCAAAAGGUUCUAGAAUUUGUAGACGAACAUGGAAAUGAAGUAUUGAAUCUUGGAUCAUUUACACUUUUACCACAGCAUGUCGUUAGAUUAAUUUUAGCUCGCGAAGAAUUACGAGCUGAUGAAUUCACUAAAUUUCAGGCAGCAUUAAUGUGGAGUAAAAAAUAUUGCGAUAGUAAUUCAGGUAUACCGUUACCUGAUGUAAUAGGUAAUUUUCUAGAGUACAUACAAUUUCAUAAAAUACCUGCGACAAUGUUAAUGAAAGAAGUGCAUCCACUGGGACUGGUACCUAAUACUACAAUUAUGAAUUCACUGGCUUAUCAGGCAGACCCCUCCAGUGUCGACGUCGGAAAACUUUCUCCCUACAGAGUGAGAAAACACGGUCGCAGUAUGUCUGUGCAAUCAUCAUUGGAUCCGUACGGCAGCAACACAACCUUGAGCUCCUGCGGAAGCGACGUCGGAUCGGAUCAGAAGCAAAAUUCGGGUAGCAACUAACCUACGGCUCCGGUCGCGACUUUAGCGACCGCCACGGACGAAACCACCGUGAACAACAACAAGCUCGACUCUGCUCCACCACCAGCGCUCUUGCCGAUAUCAACAACAACAAUAACAACAACAACAGAAACUUGUGCAAUAAUUGAGUCAGAUAUUCAAGUAGUAGUACAGUCUCCAGCUCCAACUAUGCCUGAAGAUCAGCAGUCUGAGCUUGAACAGAUUCAAGAGGUUAAAGACAUCUCCGUGGAUUUUGAACUACAUGAUGAAAAAAAUAAUAAUGUUUUUAAUUAUCAGCAACAAAAACAAGUACAAGAACAUCAACUAGAAAUAGAAUUAAAUAAAGAAGAAGAAGAAACACAAAAUUUUAGUGAUGAAAAUUAUCAAAAUGAUUUAUUGACUCCGACGAUGAUACUUACACGUCAGGAUAAUGUUAUUGAGGACGACGGAAAUGUUGACAGAAAUAACGGACUGUAUAUACGAUUUGUUAUAAAACAAGAUGGUCAUCCCGAUUUAGUUUGGCUUUAUAAAACUCACAAGUUUUAAAUUUAAACUAUUAAUUAUUAUUGAAUAUUAUCGUUUAUUUAAUAUUAUUUAUAUUUAUAAAUCUAAACGGGGGAUACCCUAUUAAUCUAAAGCUGAACCACCUGACAGCGAACAGAAAGGCUUAUUAUUAUCAUAUAUGGAAUUACAGAUAUCAUAAGAGCGUAUAAUAUUGUUAAUCAUAAGAGUUUCUAAAAUUAAUGCGAAUAAAAAAAAUAUUUUUUCUUUAUCCCUUAGUCGAAAGUACGCACUUCCCUCCCUAAUUUUAAGGCCUAAAGUCUUAUUUCCCUCUCCUGGUGGAGUUACAUGCGCGUCACUUUUGUCGCCGGGAGCAAAAAAUUUUUUCGGGCCUACAGAAACAGCCGGUUGCUGCCAUCUAGUGAUCGUCUACCACUUUAUAAAUAAAAUUUUUCACGAUAACGUCGUAGAUCGUUGCUUUAUAUAUGCGUCAGUAUUUUUGUGUCUCGUUGUACGUAAUAUUUUAAUUAAACAGUGUAAUUACAAUGAUAAGAUAAAUGAAAAAGUUUCAUCGGAUGAAUCUAUGGACGAGGAUGAGGUGAUAAAAGAUUUUGAUGCAGAGGCGAAGUUAAUUAUUGAAAGUUUAUGUAUUUAUUUAUAUAUUAUUUAUUGGCAGGAAAAAAAUCUUGUUUAUAGGCAUAAAUUUAUUUCUUUUGAAAAAAAAUAGUUAUUUUUUAUUUUUUAUAAGUAUAAUUAUGUCUUUUUUUUUGUUUUGUUUUUGAUGCCUGCCCCCGCCGACCAGACGCACUCGCUUCGCUCGUGCUUUCAAAUGUCGCGGGGCAGGCAGCAAAAACGCAACAAAAAAAAAAAAGAGAGACGGAAAAAAAUUAAAGUUUUAUGUAUGUCCGAAAGAGGCGCGUCAAUAGGGAGCAAAUAAAAAAAACAUGGCCGACCUGUCAGCUGAAGGCAGAACGUGGUUGUAUUGUUCAUAGUAUUCAAAAAUGUAAUUAAUAAACGUACUUUCGACCAGGUAUAAAGAAAAAUCGUAUACACCACACGGGAAGAUAGUUGAAAGCCCUGCCCUGUGUGUCAUGAUGCCCUCGGCUUCGCCUCGGGCAUCUUAUCACACAGGGCAGGAAUUUCAACUUUCUUCCCUUGUAGUGUAAUAUACUAUUAACCCCAAGGUGUCAUAAGGACUGUUCAUAUAUUCGAGUAAUUGAUGGAUUUACUCACAGUAUGACAAAUGAAAAGAAUAAAUUUUUUUAAUUAAUUGUUAAAUUCAUAUUAAUUUUUUUAUACGCUCUUAUGAUAAUUUUAUUUUCAUUCGCAUAAAUAUUUUUUACUGUUCAUCGAUUUAUAUAAAGAGUAACAAUUAUUUUUCUAAUUUUUUGAAUUUGUAUACUCGGAAAACCUUAAAACAAACCGCCAAUUUGAUAGCGAUGAAAGAUUUUUAGAGCUUCGGAGGUCAUAAAAUUUUUUAAAUUAUGAAAAUAGCUGUUUAUUUUAUUUUUAUCAAUUUUAUUAUGAAAUAUCAUUGAGUUAUUGAUAAACAUCCGCCAAUGAAGGUUUUUAAAAUUUAAAACGGCUACUUAGUAGUUAUAUUUUUCGUUUUAUUAGAUUGAUAUAUCUAUCAAUCACUAAAUAAAAUUGAAUUAUGAAAAAAAUGAUUAAAAAAUCAGCUAUUUUUAUAAAACUUCCGAUUUCGAAAUUCGCACCUAAAAAUUGCCCGCGAAUCGGAGGCACUUUACUUCGAUGAUAAUUAGAAUAUUUUAAGGUGUCUGAAAAAUUUGAAAAAUGAGGAAAAUAAUUGUGAUAACAAUUGAUGCGUACGUUUGCUCUUGUACCACUUGAAGGGUAUUUUUAUUUAGAAUACGCUCUUAUAAUAUAUGUAAUACGAUACAUUCAAAGCCUUAUGACACCGCUUUGUUCUUAAAAAAUGUUCUAAAUUAUGUAUAAAAAUAUUUAUAUAUAUAAUUACAUAUCCGUCGAUUGUAAUGAAAAUAAUUAUAUCAUAUGUAUAUCAAUGCCGAAAAAAAGACUCGAAUUAUAUAUUUGAUACUACUGCGAGCUAAGAAAAUUUACAAUUAUUGAUUAGUAAAGUUUUAGAAUUUUUGUUCCAUCGUUUUAGUUUUUUUUUCGUUUCAUAUGUAUUUACCAUUUUAAUUAAACGUAAAGUUAAUUAACAAAAGUAUUAAUACUGUUGAAAAAAUAAUUAUAUUUAUCGGUACUUGGUGCCAACUGUUACUAUUUCUCGCGAGGACUAAUCCGAAUUUCUGUCCUGCUAAAAAUAUAUUGAUACAUAAUUAAUAAAUACUAGCUUAACUUAAUUAAUUAAAUACCUAAGGAUAAAAAAAUUGAGCAAAAAAAUUUUUGGCUUAACGUUGCUACCCAUUAUAUAAAAAUCGUUGAUGAUAAAAUCGAUAGAAAGUAUUUGGUUGAUAGUCAUAGUCACAGUAAUUUGAGGGCGUCUUCUCGACAACCAUCGAAUUGGUAUUAUAUACUCAACUUAUUUAAAUAAAUACACGUUAGAUAUCAUUAUCAUUAUAAAAUAUAUACAUAUACAUAUAUAUACAUGUAUAUAUAUAUAUAUAUAUAUAUAUAUAUAUAUAUAUAUAUAUAUAAAAAUGUAUAUAUGUAUAUAUAUAUGUAUAUAUAUAAAUGUGAAGAAAUAGAUGUUAAAUAUUUAAAUGUCGCUAUCUAUGGGAAACUCUAUGACGCCCUAACAACUUUCCUACCUCAAUAUUUUCGGUACUCCCGAAGACAUCGGUGCCCGUUAUACAUAUAUAUAUAUUAAAAAACAAAGAAAAAUGACUUAUUAUUAUUUUUUUUUAAUAUUACCUUGUAAAAAAAAAGUUACAAUAAUUAUUGUGGAUUUAGCUGACAUAUUAAUUACUUUAUAAUUAAAUCAUUAAUGUUAUGUAAAGUUAAGAAGUGUAGGGUCAAAUGGUCUGAAAUUUUUUUGAGAUAAUAUGAAUCUUAAAAACAAUAGUUUUUUUUACAAUGAAUUGACCACUUUAUACUGGUCAUAUUAAUUUACUCUUCAUUUGUUAUUUUUAAAUAUUAAAAUUGAAAGGUAAAAUUUAUAGAAGUAAUGAAUGACCUUUUUUGCACGCACUGAUAGGAUGAUUUCUUAGCAUUUAAGAAACCAUUUCUUAAACAUAAUUCUUUUGUAUUUAACGAAUAUUUCUUACUAUUUAAGGUAUGAUUUUUUAAUAGUUAAGAAAUCAUUGCUUAAGGCCUGAUUUCUUAACUAUUAAUAAAUCAUUUCUUAAAUAGUAAGAAAUAUUCGUUAAAUACAAAAAAAAGAUGUUUAAGAAAUGGUUUCUUAAAUACUAAGAAAUCCUUCUAUCAGUGCGGAUUAUUUUUAUUAAACAAUAAUCACAGUCGACACAAUUUAAAGUGAAGUAAGAUAAGAUAUUGAAUACUUCAGCAAAAGUAAGCCAUUGAAAAUUUUUUAUCAGUUUAAAUUUCCAGGUAUCAAUUUUUCUUUCAUAAUCGACCAUUUUAUCUCACAUUUCUAAAACUAUCUUAAAAUGAUAAAAAUACGCUUGUUAAUGUUUUAAAUAUAAAACAAAUAAAUAAUAUUUUAAUUGUAAAUUUGACUGCGUGUCUAAUACAAAAUAAUUAUAAUAAUAUAUAAAUAUAUUGUCGGAGUAUUUUAUAUCGUUAUAAUGAUUACAUAAAUUCAACUAUAUUACUUACAAUAAAUAUAAAAUAAUAAUAAAAAAUCAAAUUAUAAACAAAUUAAAGCUGUUAUUUGUUUGGAUAAAGUAUACUUGACAUCGAUUUUAAAAUUUGAUGUAAACGCUAGUAAAAUGCUUGUUAAUCUUAUAUAUAAAGAGUAAUAUAUAUUAAGAAAAAAAAUAUAUAUACAUACACACAUACAUUUACAUAUACAUAUUAAUAAAUUUAAAAAAUAUGCAAUAUAUAUAUUAGGGUGGCCCAAAAAAACCGACUAUUUUUUUUUUUUUUUGAGUCUCUUAUGAAAAUUUGUUGAUUUAAGAUGUUUAAAAAAGCUUCUCCAAAAAUCAGCUCGAUAAAAAAUUUUCAAGAGGUCGCUCACGAAUUUUGAAAAUAUCAAAAAUGAUCGAAAUUCGAAUUUUUUUGUUCUAAAUUACUUCUUUCUCGUGGCAGCUAUAGUUUAUAUUUACGAAAUCAUGACUGCGCUGAAAAUUUCAGCCCAAAAUUAAAAUAUUUAAACGUCGCUCAAGAAUUUUUAAUGUUUCCGAGUACUGUCUCUUGGAUAUUUUCGAGCGACCCUUGGAUAUUAAUAAUAAAGCUUCUCAAUUUUUUCACCAUCAAUAUGUAUCAUAAUGAAUAAAAAUACAACCCGAGAAAUAUAAAUAAUAAGUUAUUUACAUACUUUUUUGUUUUUUUAAUUCAAUUUUAAGGUUUUUUCGCUUAUUCAAAACUUACCCAAUUUUAUUGUUUAAGACUGUCCUGUAUAUUUUCGGUUAUGCAAAAGUUACAUUUAAGUGAAAUGUCAAUAAUUGAGUUAUAAAAAAAUACAAAAACUAAUUCAAAGUAUUAGCUACAUAUUAUCAGUUAAUAUUCAAAAUUCUUGAGCGUCGUUUCAAUAUUUAAACAUUGGGCUGAAAUUUUCAGCAUAGUCAUCAUUUUAUAGAUAUAAAAUAUUGCUGCCACGAGGAAGAAAAAAUUUAGAAACAAAAAAUCCGAAUUCCAAUCAUUUUUGAUAUUUUCAAAAUUCGUGAGCGACCUUUCUAAAAUUUUUAUUCGAGAUGAUUUUUGGAGUGGCCUCUUAAAACAUCUUAAACCAACAAAUUUUUAUAAGAGACUCGAAAAAAAAAUAGUCGGUUUUUUUGGGCCCUAAUAUAUAUACACUAGACUGUUAUUGUAAAACUUUUUUUUUUAAUGCUUUGUUAAAAAUUAUUUAGUACACCCGGGUAAAAAAUAAAACUUGUUUCAGACUUUGUUUAUCAACUCAAAUUUAGAACCAUUUUUCACAAGACACACUCGACUUUUUUUUAUGGAUCCUCAUUUCCAGAUAUGAAAUACAUUUCGUUUUCGCCUUGAUUUAAGACGAAAAAUUCAAAAUCAAGUCAAAAUUGACUUAUUUGACGUAAAUUAUAAGUCAAAACUAAGGUGAAACGCGAAAAACACAUUUUACACUAACAAAUAGUAAUUGCUUUUGACUUGGUUGAGCAAGUCUGAAGUAAGGCGAAUAAAUAACGUUUUUUCGACGUGGUUUAGCGAGGCAAAGUAACGUGAAUGACUUUUAUGCUUGAAGUGAUGAUGAAUAAGUUCUAAUUAAGAUGAAAAAACUCUAAAAGUUGACAAAAAUUUUAUUCAAGUCGAAAAAGUCGAUAUCUUAUCACAAAAUCGUUGGCAAAUCGAUAACUUCUCAAGAAAAUAAGGUGAAACGAGUCUGAAUCAAGUUUUGUUUUUGACCCGGGUAUAAGGUAAGAGACCCAGUACCCGAUCCGGCAACUAGUACCCGAUCACAUAUGUAUUUGUACAUCUAUAUUCAGUAAAAUUUAGUAAAUAUGUAUAUACAAAUACAUGAGUGAUCAGGUACUAGUUCCCUGAUCGGAUAUUGGGUCUCUUACCAUACAAUAUUAAAAACUUUUUCGAAUUUCAAGGAUAAUUGUCAUGGAAAAUUAAUCAAAUAUUCAUUAGAAUUAUGUUCUCUACGAAGUUACGUACUACAGUAUGGUUGAUAGAUAAUUAUUUUCCAUACUUUCAUGACAAAUUACAUAAAAUGAGCGGCAUUUUAAUUUCUAAUUAACGGUUAUGGAGAAUGUUUUCUCGACAAAUAAUUUUUGACAGUAUCAAAAAAAAAAAAAAAAAAAAUGAGUCUAAUGUAUAAAGCAUGUUACGCCAAAUUUGACGGUUUGGAAAAUGUUAAUUCUCUUGUAACCAUUAAAAACGGUGUACGAGUAAAUUUAAAAAUUUUUUUUGGUGACCCGGGUUCAAAAAAUAACUUAAAUUUGACUUUUUUGUCACAAAUGGAUACUAGGUCAAGUUAGCCAAAAGCAAGUAAAAACUAAACUAUUGUUUUUUUAUCCAUUAUUGACUUGUUUUUGAAUAACUUGACCUACUUAGUAUCGAUGCAAGUCGAAAAAGUCAAAUUUAAGUUAUUUCUUGGAUCCAGGGACUCGUACAAGGGAUGUUGUUUUUUUUUUGUUUUUUGUCCAUAACUUCUUGAAAAAUUGGCCGAUGCAUUGAAAAAAAAUAGGCGCUGCAACAGGACGCGGUCCUGUGGAAGCAACAGGUCAAAAUCCUGUUGAAACUUGUUCCUUAUUUUAUCUAUUCGAUAGGAAAAAUCCUGUUGCUGCAAUAGAAUUUUGUCUUGUUGCAGCCACAGAGUGUGUCCUGUUGCUGUAACAUGAAAAUCCUGUUGCUGCAACAGGAUUUUAUCCCGUUGCUCUCACAGGAUGUGUCCUGUUGCUGUAACAUGAAAGUCCUGUUGCUACAACAAGAUUUUGUCCUAUUGCUUCCACAGGACUGCGUUCUGUUGCAGCACCUAAUUUGUUUUUUCCGUGUGGAACUGAUUUUUCUUAAAUAUUAUUGAAAGUAUUUUUACCCGAUUGUUUAGUUUUAUAAUUCGAAUUUUUUUUUUUUUGUAUCUUUCUUUAUUUUUUAUUUUUUUAUUUUUAAUUCAAACUUCUAUCUUUUACUCUAUUGUUAAGAGCAGUCUAAUCUAAGAAUCUUAGAUUACCAUUUCUUCAAGUUAAAACUAUCGAUGAGAUCACAGAAUCGUUGGCUUUAAUUAUCAUUUAUGGAAAAAUCAAAUUUUUCAAAACUAAAAUGAAAAAAAAUUAUUUCUAAGAGCCUCCAAUCAAACUGGUUUUAAAAAUUAAUACGCUUGCGAAAGCGUAGGUUAAAACCUUUUCAAAAAAAUUAAAAAUACCUCCAGUUAAAAUAAUUAUUGGAAUUUUCAAACUAAAAAAUCGAGGGUAAAAAUCUAUUCCAUGAUUUUUUUAAUUUUCUAUCGAAAAGUACAUGAAGAAACGAAAAAUUUGAAAAAAAAUCAUCUCAUUUGGUCCAUUUUUCUAAAAGUUACGAACAGCAAACCAUAAAAAGUUAUCUUUUUAACAAUUUAACAAAAAAUUCGAAAAUUAACCUAAUAGUAGGUUAUUUUCUAUUAACUAUUAAAAUAGAUGCAAAAGAAUACUUUAAGAAAUCAAGCCAAUAAAAAAUAAAGUUUUCCAAGCCAUUUGAUUUAACAUGAACUGUCCUAUAUAUUGUUUCAAUAUUCUACAGUUAUAUAUAUAUUUUUUUUUAUUUAUUCAUAAAUGAUAAAAUAAAAACUGGCUUCUGCGAAGCAAUUACAAUCAAAUGAAAUCCAUUACCAUACCAAUCAAUCAUAAAAAUGUAUUUUAUUGUUAUCAUUAAUUAUUAAUCAAUAAUUAUUAUUGCAAAAGAACAAUAAAUUAAAAAAAAAAUUACAUGAAUAGUUCGCUAAGCGAAAUAAAAAUGUACCUAAUGUUCGAUCUCUAUACAUAUAUCGUGAUAUAAUAAAUAUAUAUUUAAAACAAAAUAAUAAUG
Messenger RNA from Microplitis mediator, 9914 nucleotides. RefSeq names its product serine-enriched protein. NCBI's taxonomy places the organism in Eukaryota, Metazoa, Arthropoda, Insecta, Hymenoptera, Braconidae. The record is from RefSeq and is a predicted model, not a curated record. Bases 768 to 1907 code for a protein of 379 amino acids. The transcript has 9 exons. Gene Ontology annotation, molecular function: protein binding.